CUCUGCACAAUAACAAACCUGGCGGGAAGUAAAGGGUGCUCAGUGCCACUGGUGUGUUUCAUAAUUCUUUACGAUCACUCAUGGGCAUGGAUGAGAACUGCCUUCAGAUUUCAUGAAAUCUUAUGGAAGAACAUAAAGGAAUGAUACUGCUGUUUCACAUGGAAUGACUCAUGCUCUUUUAUCAGAAGCCUUUCUGUCUGCAUCCAGGAUAUUACAGAGGGUAUUGUGUUAUGGAUUGACUUCUACCUUUCCCAACUUGCCAUUACGUGGCUUCUGUGAUGUGCCACCCAAGACCCGAAAGAUGGUACGUGUCCUCAAUGUGGCUGAAAAGAAUGAUGCAGCCAAGAACAUUGCUGAGAUCUUGUCCCGUGGACACCUCACGCGACGUGAGGGGUUCAGCAAAUACAACAAGAUUUAUGAAUUUGACCACAACUUAAAUGGAAACAAUGUGAAAAUGGUGAUGACCUCUGUCAGUGGCCACUUGUUGAACUAUGCAUUCUCUGGUGCAUAUAAGAAGUGGGAAGGGUGCAGCCCCCUGGACCUCUUCAGUGCCCCAGUGUUCAAAGUUUGCCCAGCAGACUCAGAACCCAUCAAGCGCACGUUGGAGCGAGAGGCAAGGUCUGCAUCCAAGCUUAUCAUCUGGACAGAUUGUGAUCGAGAAGGAGAGAAUAUUGGUUUUGAGAUCAUUGAUGUGUGCCAAGCUGUGAAACCAUCUCUUCAGGUACAACGAGCUAAAUUUUCUGAGAUAACGUUCCGAUCAAUACAACGAGCACUGGAGACACUAAGCCGCCCAGAUGGGAAUCUCAACAAUGCUGUGAAUGUGCGCAGUGAGCUGGACCUGCGAAUUGGGGCAGCUUUCACCAGGUUUCAGACUCUGCGUUUGCAGAAGAUUUUUCCAGAGACUCUUGCCAACACAAUACUGAGUUAUGGUUCUUGUCAGUUUCCAACACUUGGCUUUGUCAUUGAGAGAUUCAAGGCCAUUGAGAACUUCAUUCCUGAACAGUUUUGGAAGUUGAAAGGUGAGUGUUGCCCAUGUUAUUUGCUGAUGUAUCUUGCACAGGAAUUAGAGAAGCUGGGCAGCCGAAAGUUGAGAAUGAAUGUGAAAGAGGUCAUGAAAGUAGCAGAAAAGCUGUAUACUAAUGGUUACAUCAGCUAUCCUCGCACAGAAACCAACAUCUUUCCUCCUGAGCUGGCACUUGCUCCUCUGGUAGAGAUGCAGACGGCAGAUCCCAACUGGGGAGGAUUUGCAACCAAUGUCCUUGAGAGAGGCCCUAAUCCCCGGCAGGGCAAAAAGACUGACCAAGCUCAUCCUCCCAUCCACCCAACCAAGUACACAUCUAGCUUGUCUGGGGCUGAGAAGGCUGUCUAUGAGUUGGUGGUACGACAUUUCCUGGCUUGCCUCAGUGAUGAUGCUCGUGGCAUGGAAACUAUAGUGGACAUGGUCAUGGCUGGGGAAGGGUUCCAUGCUAAUGGACUUGUCAUCCUGGAGAGGAACUACUUGGAAGUUUAUCCAUAUGAAAAUUGGAGUGGUAAAGUGAUAGCUCAUUAUGAGCAGGGACAAACUUUCCAGCCCACUACUCUUGAGAUGGUCAGUGGUGAGACAAGUGCUCCUCCAUACUUGACUGAAGCAGAUCUCAUUGCCCUAAUGGAGAAGCAUGGCAUAGGCACUGAUGCCACACAUGCUGAACACAUUGAGAAGAUCAAACAGCGAAACUAUGCGGGUUUGGAGAACAACCACUUCCUGCCUGGCAAGAUUGGUUUAGGCCUGGUGGAAGGCUAUGAUGACAUGGGCUUCCAAAUGUCAAAACCCAAUCUUAGGGCACAGUUGGAGUCAGAUCUCAAGGAAAUAUGUGAGGGAACUAAGGAUCCCCAAGAUGUCCUGCGGCGACAGAUUGAGCAGUACCGCAGUAUAUUUGAAGAAGCGAUGCCUCAGGCACUCAAGAUUGAUGCUGCCAUGGCCAAAUAUUUGGAGGAAAUGCCUCAAGCCAUUCCUGAGAAUGUGACCAUUCCUGACAUGCCUCAGUUCUCUAAUGUCUGUAAAUGCCCUGCCUGCGGCUCUGAUAUGGUGCUGAGGGAGCGACAAACAGGUGGUUUCUUCAUUAGUUGCCAAGGCUUCCCUCACUGUCGUAUGGCUAUCUGGCUCCCCAGUGAUGUCAAAGGUGUGACAGUGCUGCAGGAUACAUGUACACAGUGCCAGGGAUCACCCAAAAAGCUUGAGUUUAAGCUUCGUCCCAAUACCUAUGUUUGGUCUUUACGCAAUCCCUGCAUUACCUGUAUUGGAGGAUGUGAUGAGGAGCUUUAUGACCUACUCCAGUUCAAGUCUUUGAAGAGUUGCCGUCCAGCCAACACAGGUGGUCAAGUUAUGGUAGGAGCUGCUGGCAACACAAGAGGCCAACCAGGGCAUGGCAGAGGUAGAUCAGGACAUGGCACUGGAGGAGGCAGGCCAAGGCCAGGCAGUGGUGGAGGCAGGCCAGGGCCAGACAGUUGGGGAGGCAGGCCAGGCCCAGGCAGUGGUGGAGGCAGGCCAGGGCCAGGCAGUGGUGGAGGCAGGCCAGGGCCAGGCAGUGGUGGAGGCAGGCCAGCGCCAGGUAGUGGUAGAGGAUCUGGACCUGGUAGGGGUGGAAAUAGAACAUCAGGGUGUUCAGAUAUCAGUAAUUACUUCUCUAAUACUCCAUCAUCCACCAGUAACCAACAGAGGACAAAUUCAGAUAAUUUUAGAGGUAGCUUGCCUAACAGCACCUCCAGUCAGAGCCAGGCUUCAGGAACAAGCAGAGGUACUAGCUCUUUUAGUUCUUCUCAGAGAAGCUCAGGUUAUGGUUCCUCUUGGAGCACAUCAGGCAGUGGCAGACAUAUGGACCAGGAGAACAAGAUUGUGUGUUCAUGCAAUAAAGAAGCAAUUCUCUUAACAGCAAAGAAUGGUCCCAACACAGGGAGACCUUUCUAUCGUUGUGCCGACUUCCAGAAUAGUUGUAACCUUUUCCUGUGGGCAGAUGAUGAUAACAGUAUAAGGAGAGAGAGAGACAAAGAUACAGGAAGAGGAUGGAAUCAAACAGGCCAGUCUUCAACAAGAACUACAAGACCCACGCAGAGUAGUGGGAAUGAAGAGGUCUUAUGUCAAUGUGGAAACCCUGCCAAGCAGUUGACAGUGGUGAAGGACACUCCAAACAAGGGCCGUCUGUUCUAUGUUUGCAGUAAGGAUAGGGGCCAGGAAUGUCGAUUUUUUCAGUGGGCAGAUGAAUCAUCCUCUAAUAGUUACAGAAGAGGAGACACUGCAGAAGGAAACUGGAAUGGUGGUAGCAGUGGUUGGAGUGAGGACAAGCGGGGAGUCAAGAGAGGCCCAACUCAGACACAGCAGUCAUCAACCAAGCGGAAGUGUGGAUUGUGUGGAGGUUUUGGACAUGACAGGAGAAAUUGCCCCCAUAAAGAAUAAUUUUUUUUUCUAUAGUUUUACCCUUUUAUAUACAUAUUCCUACACCGUUGCAAACCUACAAUUGGACUCUAGUCAUGAUCUGUGCCCAACAUCAGCUGAGCUAUCAGAGGAAAGGUGAUUUUCAAUAUGUACAUGUUUGUCAUGUAUUUUCAUCAUGGUUUUGUACAGGAGAUCAAACAGUUAUACUUAUUCCUAUGAUGUCUAAAGAUACAUAGUAGAUUAAAAUAUGCAAACACAUACAGGUAAAGUUUAUACAAAAUUACAAUACAAUACUAAAGCUGUUAGAUGCUUGCCUUGAUUGUAUUUGCUGUUUCAUAAGAAUGUUCCUCAGAAUCCCUAAAUGUGUUCAUAACAACACCCAUGGAUUUGAUCUUUCUCAUUCAUAAUUAUUAUAAUUAGAUGAUGUCUUAUAUUAUCAUGAAAUCAUUUCAGAAAAUCAGUUUAGAAAACCAAACUUGACAUCAAUUGCAAACUUUUAUAUUUGCAAUUCAUAUGUU
This is a messenger RNA of Portunus trituberculatus (swimming crab), 3927 nucleotides long. RefSeq names its product DNA topoisomerase 3-alpha-like (gene Top3alpha). Gene Ontology annotation, cellular component: chromosome; nucleus. The record is from RefSeq and is a predicted model, not a curated record. Bases 164 to 3430 code for a protein of 1088 amino acids. Lineage: Eukaryota; Metazoa; Arthropoda; Malacostraca; Decapoda; Portunidae. Gene Ontology annotation, biological process: DNA topological change. Gene Ontology annotation, molecular function: DNA binding; DNA topoisomerase type I (single strand cut, ATP-independent) activity; zinc ion binding. The transcript is spliced from 20 exons.